This is a messenger RNA of Daucus carota subsp. sativus, 1105 nucleotides long. RefSeq names its product dirigent protein 25. The record is from RefSeq and is a predicted model, not a curated record. Bases 12 to 962 code for a protein of 316 amino acids. The transcript has a single exon. Lineage: Eukaryota; Viridiplantae; Streptophyta; Magnoliopsida; Apiales; Apiaceae.
CACACCUUUGAAUGCAUCACAGUAAUCAAACAUUCCUCAACAUACAUUGUCCAGCUUAUUCUUUCCUUCGCUCUCAAAUUCAUAACAUGGCUAGCCAAAAAUUCUCUUCUUCAAAAACCAAACUCACAUUCUGCGUAGUCCUCUUCGCGCUCUUUCUUACUUCUGUUUCAUCAUUUAGACUUCUCGAAGAAGAAUCUGUAUCACCUGUUGUCCCCCCGGAGACAUCAGCUGAGGAACCAGCUGCCGGAACAGGCCCAAUUCCCACACCUACUGCCCCCGGUAAUGAUCCCCACCACACUUUAUCAUUUUUCAUGCACGACAUAUUAGGAGGAACAAAUCCCUCAGCUCGGGCCAUCACCGGAGUAGUCACCAAUCCAGCUCUCAAUGGUCAAAUCCCAUUUGCCAAGCCAAACGGUGCAAACUUCCCACUCAACAAUGGAGUACCAGGAAACAGCAACAACAAUGGUCUUAUAGACAACAACAACAUUCCAUUCCUCACCGGCCUUGCUGGAAGCAAGUCAAACGUGAUCACAAACAAUGGCAACAAUAACAACAACGGAUUCGGGUUCCCUGGUGCCCAACUCCCUAUUGGUUCAGCCCUCCAGAAGCUCAUGUUUGGAACCAUGACAGUAAUUGAUGAUGAACUAACUGAAGGCCACGAGCUAGGUUCCGGAUUAGUUGGAAAGGCUCAGGGGUUCUAUAUCGUCAGUUCUGAAGACGGGAAUAGCCAAACUAUGGCAUUCACUGCUAUGUUUGAGCAUGGAGGUUAUGCAGAUAGCCUUAGCUUCUUCGGGGUUCAUCGGACUGUAGUCUCCGAGUCUCAGCUAGCUAUUAUGGGUGGAACUGGUAAGUAUGUUAAUGCAAAAGGAUUUGCAGUUGUGAAGACUCUUCCAAUAGUCGACCACCAAACAACUGAUGGACUCGAGACAGUGUUGGAGUGCACUGUUUAUAUUACUUACUGAUGAUACAUUGUUCUUCAUCUUUUCAUUGUGAGCAUUUUUUCUUCUAGCAUUUUAAGUUCUUGAAUCUGUACAACAGAGUACAAUUCCAUUGUUUCUUGUAAUUUUAUGUCCCUUUCACCCUAAAAGAGUUAUUUAAAUUUGAA